AUGGACGAAUUGCUGUCGAGAGUCACUCAUCAGGCGGUGCAGUAUGCCAUCAGAUCGGGCAUCACCAUCACGACCAGCUUCGCCAUCAAAGAAUGCGGCCGUCUCCUCAAACAGGCGCCCAAGGGCAAGGAGCGCCAGGAGCUCAUGCAGUUGCAGCUCCGCCUGGAGUCCAAGAUCCGUGUCAUCGCGCCUUCGAUUGACAUGAUCGAGUUGAUUGCUGCUCGAGGCAACACGUCGCUGGAGUCUGCCGUCGCACUGACAAAGGACCUCCGUUACGAGAUGCAAAAGCUCGGUCAGCGCCUGCAGAACGCAAGCGAGGAUGCUCAACUCCAGCGGACAAGCAAGAAAUCUCGCGACGAAAUCAAUCAUGAGCUUCGUGAAAUCAUCCAGCAGAUAAGAACCUUGCUUGACCUCAUUGAAGAUGCUGUGCCUUUGAUCAACCUCGCAAUUACCACGUCAGGUGUCAACUUGUCUACCAAGCUCUCCGGCACCAUCAGCCCAAGUCGUUUGCUGCAGGCAUCUACAUUUCUCACCGCCAGCGACACCAGAUACACUAACGACCCCAGCAACCGUCAACAGGUCGGUCCCACCUAUGUCUUGACUCUGUACAUGCUGUUUGCGGGCCAUUCUUCACGAGCAUCAGACGGAGAGCGGGUUCGUCAAGCAACAUGGAAAGAAGUCAUACACAAGGCUCGGAUCAAGCUCUGGCGAGUGCCGCUCGAACAGCUCUACGAUCUGCCAGGUCAGACUUCAGACGAUGUCCCAAAUGGCUAUGCCAGCACAAUACCGGCGGAAGCUAAAGCUGGAGAGUUCGCCUAUCAGCUCGUCGUAGUGGAAGACCAGGACGAUGGUAGGUACCACGACCCUGACGAGGAAGCCUCGCGACCUUUCGAUGAUGUCUCCAAUGCCGGUAUCGCGGACGUCAUUCCCUGCCACGAGAUCUCCAAGGUCUUCUACGCAGAUCGAGGAAAGAUUUUGAACAUCGGUAGUGACGAUGGCACCAAUAAUCCUGUCCUCCUGCUGAAACGCGACGUCCACGCUGAGCCACCACGUCGUAUGAUGAGACGCUCUCCAUCUCAGGCAAGCAUAGGGGUAGAGAGCCUUACCAAUGGUCCUCGUGGAGGGCACAAAGACCAGACUGAGAUAAAUGCACAGAUCGACCGGCAAUCCGCGCCGCCCACGCCCUUGAAGGGGAAUGGACGCGAGGAAGAUCGUCAUGCCUGGCGCCUUCCCGCAGACCUGGACCCGGAGUGGAUGGCUUUUGAGGUCUAUGUCGAAGAUCAGGACGAGGACGACUCAGAUUCACCUUUGGAUGACGAGCGGCCAGCACCGAGCUGGAAUCAAUCUUCACAGUCUGGGUUGAUGAGUGCGUUUUCUGCUAUGAAGCUACGUUCAUCUCCAACAGCUUCUCCCGGAGCCACUCGAAACCUUGUUCCCGCGGAGGCAUCAACGCUGAAUCUGUCCCCCAGCAAACGCAAAGGACCUCCAAUCAAGACCAGCCUAUCACUGCUUGAGAUGCUCAUGAAGCUUGCUGCGUUGCAACAGUUCAGACAAGAGUCUCACCUAGCAAUUGAAGAUGAGUUACUCAACUUCUUUCUAUCAGAGUCUUCGACGGCCGGCGCUGGUGCGGACAAGGAGUUUCGUCAGCGUCUCCGCCGUGAUGCUACUAAGAGGGUUGGGUUUGACCCAUAUGACGAGUCUCCCAUCAAGCGGCACAGCGAAGACUACAUACGACAUGCAAACGGUGGAGCCUGCUCACCAAAUGGGUCUCCUUCUGCGCACGACCUGCCAUAUGAUGACGCCUACGAGUACGACGAGCUGCUGCUGCAACAUCCUGCUCCCCAACUGAGCCUUGCUCGGCCCUCCAUCGAGCUACACCGUUCCAGAGAAGGCUCGCCAAUGUCGCCAUCUCCACCUCGGCGCCCGCCAUAUCAACAGACUCCCUCACGCAGCUCGACUCCCGACCUGCCGCAUCGUAAUGCUGUCCAGGCUAGAUACCCGGAGGUACGUUCCUCACCACCGCCGAGUCAGCCUCUCGCAGUACCUCAGAACAGUGGGUCGAAGACGACAAGAGCAGGCACGUUACGCAGUAGCCAUUCUGAGCCCAUGCCGCGCAGCCCACUAGGCCAGUACAAUGACGACAACGAAUGA
Lecanosticta acicola is the source of this 2151-nucleotide messenger RNA. The record is from the annotation of a GenBank genome assembly. Lineage: Eukaryota; Fungi; Ascomycota; Dothideomycetes; Mycosphaerellales; Mycosphaerellaceae.